Messenger RNA from Rotaria sp. Silwood1, 717 nucleotides. The record is from the annotation of a GenBank genome assembly. Lineage: Eukaryota; Metazoa; Rotifera; Eurotatoria; Philodinida; Philodinidae.
AUGGAUGUAAGUGUUGAUUCAUCGCUAUCGUCAUCAACAAAUACAACAACUUCGUCUACUGCUACACCAGCAUCAUCAUUUGUUAAAUUAUUUUUAAAUGAAAUCAAUAAUCAAGAUGUUCAUGGUUUACUUAAUGUUCAACAUUCAUUACUUGAACAAUUAGAUAAAACAAAUGAAAAAUUAGACGGAGUUAAUAAAUUAUCAACAAAACGUUAUUUAGAUGCAACACGAGAUUUUUCAAGUCAUACACAAAUGUUAACAACAAUGAAAAAUGAUCUUAAUUUAAUAUUUAAAAGAAUAAAAUUAUUAAAAAUACGAUUAAAUAAAAAAUAUCCUGAAGCUUAUAAAGCAGCUAUUCAAAUGAAUGCAACACAAAAUGAUUCUCUUGAUGAAGAUGAUGGUGAUCUAAAUGACUUGACGACAUCGACGACGAAACAUAUUGCGCUUAUCAAAUCGAAAACGAUUGAUUGCUCACAAUUUUCAGUAUCAAUGCAUGAAAGCUAUAGUUCGACUCAGCUUGCAAAUAAUAAUAAUAAUAAUCCUAGCGAACAAACAGCAAAUUCAUUUGGUGCUGUACGUCGUUUUGUAUUUGAUAAAUCAUCAGGUGGACAAAAUUUUUCAACAUUAUUUAAAAAUGCUCGUGAUGAAUUAAGAAAAAUUAAUGAUGGUUUGCUUGGUGGUCAAAUUCAAAAACCAUCAAAAGAUGAUGAACAAUGA